Molecule: messenger RNA, 1665 nt
Organism: Piliocolobus tephrosceles (Ugandan red Colobus)
Lineage: Eukaryota; Metazoa; Chordata; Mammalia; Primates; Cercopithecidae
Gene: TP53AIP1
Product: tumor protein p53 regulated apoptosis inducing protein 1
Exons: 1
Coding region: 173-562 (129 amino acids)
Source: RefSeq, a predicted model, not a curated record
CCAAGCACGACCGAAACCCUCACAAUAGAAAUCAUCAUUGCUGGCCCAGCGCUGCCACCACUGCUUCUGCUUUUGGCCUGUUUUGUUUGUUUUUAGUCCCUUAGGCACUGGCCCUAACAACAAAUGAGGAGAAGCCAAGUUCUCUGCUUUCUGCAUUCAGGGUCUGCCCUGGAUGGGGUCUUCCUCUAAGGCGAGCUUCAGAUCUGCUCAAGCUUCCAGCAGUGGGGCCAGGAGGCAGGGCCUGGGCAGGGGAGACCAGAGCCCCUCGAUGAUGCCUCCCAAUGGCAGGGCUCAGACACACACACCGGGCCGGGGAAGCCCCCGCAGUGAAAACCGAGACGGUCUUUUGCCUGCCGUGGCCCUGCGCAGACUCUGCUCUCACUGCGGUGCUGACAUCCCAAAUUUUCAGACUCGCCAGGACCCAGUGACAGCCUCUGUGUCCCCAGCUCAGGACACUGGACGGAGCUGGGAACUGACAGCCCUGAUCAAUAGUCCCAAGAGAAAGGCCAGUCCUCUUCCUCCUCGGAAUCCUGGGUUUCUAGAAGGCAGAAAGGUUUUCUGAGAAACAAGGCUUUUGGAAGGAAGGCGGUGCCUGGCUGGGCGUUCAGAAAGGAGAGUUAAAUGGAGAGGCUGAACAGAGGGCCCAUGGGGAACGCAUGGGGAGGGGAGGCUGGGACGCGGGGUUCCGGGUCUGCUCUUCUGUGUCCAUCCCGGAUCCUGCUUUUGUCCAGAUGGGCCUCAGAGCAGCAGUCACUUACUCCAAGAAGUCAUUUCCCGUGGCCAAUCAUGAAGAUGACGCACUCGGAAGCUUGUGGGCUCUGAGGAGGGGGAAGGACGCAGCGGCCAUGCAUUCAUCCCAGCACAGGCAGCGCGUGGCUCCGGAAACAGACACAGGCUGGGCCUGGCCCAGGAGUCUGCCAGGAGCCAGGAGCGUCUGCACCUCCCUGGAGGCCCACGCUUCUCUCCCCAGAAGCUCAAAAAUCACACAGCGUCUGAGGUGCAGGGCCCGGGUGUGCUGGAGUGACAAAGCCCGGAGCUGUGGCGAUGGGAGGGAGGGAACGCCGGUUUAUGUCUGUUCUUUGGGCUGAUUUGCUGUCUCUGUCUUUGUCUCUAAUGUCCUUUGCACCACUGACCUUGAGGAGCCUUUUGUUCCUCCUGUCCCAGUUAGGUUUCCAUGGGAACCUGAGUGGCAGCGUCAUCACUUUGCUGAGGUGAAAUGCCCCGAUGCCAUGAAUACCUGGGGGAAAACCUGCCAGAGAAGCACAAGCCAUCCAGGAGACGGCCUGCAGGGCGGGGCCUCACAGCCUGCCCCCGUUCUCUCUCAGGUUUCAGGUCUGUUAGCUUUGGGUCUCCAAGUUCACGGAGGGUGCAGGGGAAGAGAAGCUCCAUCAGUUUCGUCUGGAGCUUGGUCCUCAGCAACUGUCUGGUGCCUGAUAGGUGUGUGAUAAUUACUUAGUGAAUUCAUGGGUGUGGGCUGUGAUAGAAUUAAGUGAUUUGACGUCCUCUCGUUAAAUUCAGGUGACGACAGGGUUUUUGGAGUUUGAGCCUCUCCUGAAAUUUGCCAUCUGACAAAAUGGCAUCAUGGCAGAGUUGUAAACUACUGUGGAUAUAUUUUAUUUAAUUUCUCAAAUUAAAAUAAAAGGUAAUGGUACACUUAAGAGUGGG